Molecule: messenger RNA, 1667 nt
Organism: Aethina tumida (small hive beetle)
Lineage: Eukaryota; Metazoa; Arthropoda; Insecta; Coleoptera; Nitidulidae
Product: cilia- and flagella-associated protein 298
Exons: 3
Coding region: 704-1582 (292 amino acids)
Biological process (GO): regulation of cilium movement
Source: RefSeq, a predicted model, not a curated record
UUGACCAACGCAUUUCACUUUUCUUAGACGACAAAACUGUAUCAUCUGUAAAGAUUUAAACACACCCAUUUAAACAAAACAAAGGUCCAAUGUGAAAGUGCCAAACAAUUAAAAUGUCAUUAAGUCUAAAUCAUAUUUAUGUAACUUGGUCCUUUUCCUUUAAAUCUUCAGGUGCUUUCAAUCAAUAAGACAAUCAAGAAAAUUACUGUGGUCAGUUCUAAUUCAGUUUAAUCCUAUUGUUUUAUUAUUGGUCCAAACCGUUUUGUAUAAUCUUGUUUCAUUUCUCCACAAUGGUUAAAAACAGUAAUAAAUAACCAUGUAAUGCAUUUCACCUAUACAUUAUCGUGAACAAUUUGUACAGACUGUUUGAAAUGUAUCAUUACAAUGCAUCUGAUGUAUCCAUUAAGAUCACAUCGUUAUCGUUAAUCUUGCGAGCUCAUGUUGUUGUAUAAGGUUUAAUAAAUUCACUUUCUUCUAUCGCGUGCCUUCUAACUGGAAAUUCACAUCUUAAAGUGUAAUUUAACUGGUUUAAUCGUUACGUAAUAGAAAAUAAUAACCCCAGUAAAAAAAAUGAUGGUUACAUCGAGAAUUUUCGGUCAAUGACAUUAGGAAAAAAUUGUUUGCCGUUGCCAGGCACUUUAUAGAUCAAACAAUUCCCACUGCAUUCAAUUCGGAACGCUCAUUACAACUCGCCCGUAAAAAAAUGGUGAUAAUCCACGUGAAAAAAGGCGACCAAAGUUUGUUCCUGUACGAGACGACUCUCAAGACCCAAGUCGAGGACCUGGUGACUUCGGUGACCGCCAUCUACAACGGUCAGCUGAAAAUCGACCGGAUCUGUAGCGAAAUGGAGGAGCUGGCGAAGCACGGCACGUUGUACCCGCCCGAGAUCCUCGGGUUGUUGGAGGAGCAGGUCGAGGAGUUGAAGUUGGAGGACACGUGGGGGGAGAAGUGCAUGCCGAGCGGCGGGUUUGUUUACAACAAGGAUCCGAUCGGGAGGAGGAACGGGAAGCAGCCCAAGAAGCAUAUGCAGGAGGUGCUGACCAAGGCGGUCAAGGAUGUUAAGGAGAUGGUGUCCAAGAAAUUGGUACAGGAAGGUAAAUGCAUGACAAUGAAAAUAAUUCAAGAGGGCUUGAACGUGCUUAAAGGCGCAGUAACGAUUGUGUACCCGAUGAAAUUACCACCGCAUGACACAAUAAGGAUGGAGUUCGAGAACAUUGAGGAUUUGAGUGGUACUCAAGCAUCGUUGGAUGUUAUCGACCCGACUACUGCUCAAAUGUGGUUUUGUGGCAAGGAAAUGUAUCGUGAGGGCAAAACUGUUGGUGAUUAUGUCGGAAAACAGGAAAAUUGUAAGGUGAUCAUGAAACUUUCGAAGAGAGGACAAGGGGCGCCUUCACGUGAGCCGCUGAUGUGCGAAGAAGACAGGAAACAAUUGAUGCUUCACGCUUACAGAAGGCAAGAAGAAAUUAAGAAAUUGGAAGAAGAUGAAGACGAUAGUUACUUGAACGCUGAUUGGUCUGAUAGUGGUAAUCUUAAGAGACAUUUUCAUGGUCUCGAGAAUAUAUCAUGGAGACCCGGAAAGUAAUGAAACUAUUUCUAAUUAUUCACUAUAAUGUAAUGAAUGUGCAUUGAAUGAGGAUUUAGAUAAUUAAUAAAUAAUAAUAAAAGGA